AUGUUCGCUAUCACAAUCAAGUUCAUCACAGAUCACAAACUCACCAAUGAGAUUAGUCUUGAAGAGCUUAGCCAAUAUAUGCCAGAAAUACUUGAGCUCUUAACAGCUAAUAAAGAAAAAAGGCACCAGGCUCGUAAUCGUCUUAUAAAAGGUCAAGUACUGGUCCCAGAGAGACCAAGGUUGAAAGCUAAAGAAGUAAAUAUAUGUCAAGUAUUAGAUAGUACUAGUUCCAAGGAGACUAUUAAAGAAAUGGCUCAGUUCCAAAAGGAGCAUAGCGAGCAACAUGAAAAUGAAAGGAUCGAUUUUUCAGACUACUUCUUAUUAGAAUCAGUUAAGGAGAGACAGAAUUUAUAUGAUGUAUCUAAUAUACCUGAUAAACAAACUCUAGCUAAUGAAGCAAUUUCUUUCGAACAGUUAAGAGACCCUGGAAAGCUUGGAUCUAUAUACUUAAGUGCAUUUCUAAAAAAAGACGAAUUUAUUCCUAAAACAGAAAGUCAUAAACCACUACUUCCUAGCUCUUUGUGCAAAUUAGGGGCAGUAUUUGCAGUUGUAUCGAAUGGUGCGAAGAAUUUAUCAAAGGCUAUAACCAUUGCCAGUUAA
Messenger RNA from Cetraspora pellucida, 600 nucleotides. NCBI's taxonomy places the organism in Eukaryota, Fungi, Glomeromycota, Glomeromycetes, Diversisporales, Gigasporaceae. The record is from the annotation of a GenBank genome assembly.